AUGGUAACAUCAUGGUUUGACGCCACAUCCCCCCAGCCCCAGACAGGCCCCUUGUCUCGAGUGUCGUCUGAGGUUUGGGGAUGGCCUGCGCUUUGGCUGCUUCACUUGGGAUGCAUGCAGAGAGCCGGCAGCAGUGACAGCAUCAUCAACAAACACACAAAGCCCACAUCCAGGCUGCAGCUGAGCCACUCCAGAGAGAGAGAGAAAGAGAAAACACUCCAAACUGUGCUGAGGAAACAGCUCUGCCCGAAGGAGGAAUCAAAUCUGGGCUGCUUUGUUCCAAACAAACAACAGGCCGCUCUUCCCAAUCGCCUUGUUUUCGCAGCAGCGGCUUGUGUCGGCCUCGUCACUUUGGUACAGUGA
Molecule: messenger RNA, 363 nt
Organism: Knipowitschia caucasica
Lineage: Eukaryota; Metazoa; Chordata; Actinopteri; Gobiiformes; Gobiidae
Source: the annotation of a GenBank genome assembly